AAUUGGGUCAGUGUGGUGUCGUUGUGUCUUUGAAUCUUUGAUUCUGUGGCAUGCAGCGCUCUGACAGCAUACCUUCACCUCAGACAGGUGUUUGUUCCCACAGAGAGCGGUCAGAGGAGUUUAACAGGCACGGCUGGACGAGGCACCGAGACGCAGACAGACCCGUCAGGACAGUGGUCUCCAACUUACCCUUCGAACAUCUGAAGAAAAGUGAGCAGCCGAACCGCCGGUAUGAGGGCAACGCCAUCAGAACCAACAAAUACAGACUGUGGUCUUUCAUCCCCAUGAACUUAUUCGAGCAGUUCCACCGUAUGGCCAACAUUUACUUCGUGGGCCUGGCCAUCUUGAAUUUUGUCCCGGUGGUGAACGCGUUCCAGCCGGAGGUGGCUCUCAUUCCCAUUUGUGUCAUCCUGGCACUGACCGCUGUCAAAGAUGCUUGGGAGGACUUCCGGAGGUACCAGACUGAUCAACAGCUCAACAAUAUUCCCUGCUUCAUAUUCAGCAGGAAGCAGAUGUGUUUCGUGGAGAGGAGAUGGAAGGAUGUCCGCGUGGGGGAUUUUGUGAGAGUGCUCUCUAACCAGAUCAUCCCAGCUGACAUCCUGCUCCUGCACACGUCCGACCCUAAUGGAGUGUGUCACAUGGAAACAGCCAAUCUGGACGGAGAGACCAACCUCAAACAGAGGAAGGUGGUGCCAGGCUUUUCUGCCCUGGGUGAACCAUUUCAACCUCAAACAUUUGACAGUACUGUAGUGUGUGAAAACCCCAACAACAACCUCAACCUGUUCAAAGGUUAUGUGGAGAGGCCUGAUAAGAGGAGAACGGGCUUCGGCAUCGAUAGUCUUCUGUUGCGCGGCUGCAUGGUGAGAAAUACUGAUGAUGCAGCUGGAAUAGUGGUGUACGCAGGACACGAGACCAAAUCCAUGUUAAACAACAGCGGGCCCAGGUACAAACGCAGCAAGAUUGAGAGGAAGAUGAAUACGGAUGUUCUCUUCUGCGUGGUUCUUCUAUUUUUCAUGUGUCUCAUCGGAGCCCUGGGCCAUGCGAUCUGGUUGGAAACUUUUACCAGCAUGCCCUCAUACAUCGUCCCUGACAGUAAUGGCAAUUACACUCCUUCAGUACUAGCGGGAUUUUACAUGUUCUUCACCAUGAUCAUCUUACUUCAGGUGAUGAUCCCUGUUUCAUUGUACGUGUCCAUUGAGCUGGUGAAGAUGGGGCAGAUCUUCUUCAUCACUCAGGAUGUGGAACUGUACGACGAGGAGCUGGACAGUCGGGUCCAGUGUCGUGCUUUGAACAUCACUGAGGACUUGGGACAGAUCCAGUACGUCUUCUCGGAUAAGACAGGGACGCUCACAGAAAACAAGAUGGUGUUCAGGCGCUGCACCAUCAUGGGGACUGAAUACUGUCACGAGGAGAACGCUGCUCGUUUGGCAGUCAUCAGUGGAGCGAAUGAAGAGGAGGAGGUCACUAUCUACCAACAGACAAAGCUUCCUCCACUCUUCCCUCUGGAAGAAUUACAGGACAUCCACACAGGGGACAAAAAUCACGCCAACACUCAAGUCACAGCUGCCAAUCGGUGCAGAUCAAAAGUGGCAGCAGGAGCCCAAAGUGACAUGGCCUUCAGCAGUCCUCUGGAAACGGUGGUGGUUCCAGACAGGAAGCUGAUGCUGGAGGUGGAGCGUCAGAUGGCGAGCAUCCAGACCGGGCCCUACCUGGACUUUUUCCUGGCUUUGGCCAUCUGCAACACAGUGCUGGUUUCCUCCGCGACGGCCCAAAGACAGAGGGUCAAAGGGCGGCGUAACUCCUCAUACUCAGGAGGUUCCUUUCAUAAGAUGCGGCAGUGGUUUAGAAAGUCUUCUCUGGGAAAACUUUUCACCUCCAUGAAGUCCUUCAAGAGAGGAGGGGAGACACUCACAGAUCCUUUCUCCAUCGAUGAAGACGAGCCCAGCGUGUUUCACAGCUCAGAGGUCUCAGACGUCACGGGGCAGAAGGGGAUUUGUAGUGAACGCAAGGUUAAAAGCGGUCUGUCUGGGUCGGAGGAGGUGUGUUACGAGGCCCACAGUCCAGAUGAGGCCGCUCUCAUUCACGUAGCAAAGGCUUAUGGGUUCACCAUGGUGGAGCGCACCCCUCAUUAUGUGACUGUCAAGCUGCCCAAUGAAGCGCUGCUAAAGUUUGAGGUGCUGGACAUCCUGACCUUCGACUCCACGAGGAGGAGGAUGUCCAUCAUUGUACGACAUCCACACACCAGUGAAAUCAUCAUGUACACCAAAGGAGCUGACUCGGCCGUCAUGGAGAGACUGGGCAGUGCUUUCUCAGAUAUGACACAAGUGGAUAUUGAGGCGAAGCGACUUGCUGUAAAAACUCAAAAAGACCUUGACAUGUACGCCAGGAAUGGAUUACGGACGCUGUGCUUCGCCAAGAAGGUUAUCGGUGAGCAGGAGUUCAGGGCCUGGUCUGCGGUCAGACAGGAGGCGCUGUCAGCCAUGGAUGAGAAAGAAGAGCGUCUGAUGGAAACCGCAGCCUUCAUCGAGAACAACUUCACUCUGCUGGGGGCCACCGGCAUUGAGGACCGUCUCCAAGAAAGUGUCCCAGAAACCAUCACGGCUCUGAGGCGGGCUGGCAUGCAGGUGUGGGUACUGACAGGGGACAAACCCGAGACGGCCAUCAACAUCGCAUACUCCUGCAAGCUGCUGGAGCACGAGGACCUGGUGUUCACCUUCAGCACCAGCAGGAAGUCCGUGUGUAAAAUGCGUUUGGAAGACACGCUGGGAGAGGUGCGGCGGAGCACGCUGUCACCCGGUGCGGGGCGUAGUUCAGCGUUUGAUGGGCCGCUGAUGGAGCCCAGCAUCGGGCUGGUGAUCGACGGGCCGACUCUGAGCAUGGCCAUGUCAGACGAGCUGGUGGAGCAGUUUGUGGAGCUCUGCAAACACUGCCGUGCGGUGCUCUGCUGUCGAGUGACGCCGCUGCAGAAGAGCGCUGUGGUUAAACUCAUUCGGCAGAAACUGAGGGUCAUGACCCUCGCCGUAGGUGAUGGCGCCAAUGAUGUGAACAUGAUCCAAGCUGCAGACGUCGGCAUUGGAGUUUCUGGACAAGAGGGGAUGCAGGCUGUCAUGGCCAGUGAUUUUGCUAUCACACGCUUCAAACACCUGCAAAGACUGCUGCUGGUUCACGGACACUGGUGCUACUCCAGAUUGGCCAACAUGGUCAUCUAUUUCUUCUACAAGAAUGUGGCGUAUGUGAAUCUGUUGUUCUGGUAUCAGUUCUUCUGCGGCUUCUCCGCCACAGCCAUGAUCGACUACUGGCUCAUGAUAUUUUUCAACCUGUUCUUCACCUCUGCUCCUCCCAUCAUGUUUGGGAUCAUGGACAAAGAGGUGUCAGACUCCAUGUUACUGAGCCUGCCUGAGCUCUAUAAGAGAGGACAGCACUCAGAGGGCUACAGGCGUUCAACAUUUUGGAUCGCGAUUCUCGAUGCUUUCUAUCAGAGUCUAGUGUGCUUCUUUAUUCCAUACUGGACGUACAACGGUUCAGACAUCGGUAUAUUCGCAUUCGGAACUCCCAUGAACACAGUGUCUCUUUUCACCAUCAUCCUGCAUCUGGCCAUUGAGAUCAAGAGCUGGACGGUGGUGCAUUGGGUGAUCAUAAUCGGCAGUGUGCUGGUGUACUUCGUCGUGACUCUGGCCUACAGCGCCAUCUGCAUCAGCUGUAACCCUCCAUCUGACCCCUACUGGAUCAUGCACAAACAAAUGGCCGACCCCAUGUUCUACCUCGUCUGCAUUUUAACAACGGUUGUUGCUCUACUGCCAAGGUACACCUUGCAUGUCCUGAGGGGAACGCUGGCGCCCUCCCCUCACCUCCGCGCGCGGCAGCUUGAGCGGCUCCCCCCGUCCUAUCGGGAGCAGCGGAUCAGAGAGUGGCGUGGUCUCCGAGACACGUGUAUCUCUCCUUCUGUCAGAUCCCGGGAACACGGCUCCUCUCCCUGCCCCAGCGCAUGAAGUACACACACAGCACAGCACAGCACAGUCCGGCACGCCGCGCUUCCUCACGCACAGAGACAACAAUGCCGCAAAACUUGCAUUUUUCAACACCAACAAACUGAAACCCAUAUUUAUAUUUUGCACACAUGGGCGCCGGUUUAUGUAGGGCUCAUGCACCGAUGAUGAUUUAGGCCGGCCAGGGAAUAAUCUGAAAGCCAUGCGUUUUAAUUCUGCCUUAAACUGACUUCACAGGUUUCCUGCUGCAUCUUUGGCUGUUAUGAACCCAGGUUUACAGUCCACGCUUACAGUCCAAUACAUGCGUGUAAUUUUUCAACGAUGUGAAUGUAAUCUGUUCAGUGGAUGCAGCUGAGCCUUUUCCCUUCUGUGAAACUACUUCCUGUUGUCAUGUGGACCACAUUUGUAUGCACUUGUGCUUUGAGCUGCUCAUGCAAUAAUUGAGGUUUGCAGAUGUUACAUAAUAUCUCGGUUCAUAUAUUCAGAGCUUGUUGUGCGUGCUGACAGAAAUACAAGCGCCACAGUGAGAUUAAGGAGGCUGGAUCUUCUGCUAUUUAUUAAUUCCUAUAAAUGCAUUGGCUCAUAACGCUUGUUGAUGUCUGUGCGUGUAAUAUGCUCAGGCGGAUCACACAGUCCUGCGCCGUUAUUUGAAUAUUUAAUUGCCCUGCUGACGUCUGGCUGACGUUCUUCACUCAUGAUGCGGUCAGCAAUGACCUCACGCUCAGACAGAUCAUAGCUCGGCGAGUAUCCGCAUCCUUUCAGCAUGUGUGUAACACACACACCACAGUCGAGGCUCAGUAUGAAAAAAAAGUGUCUUGUGUUGAUUCUAUUUGCAGAACCCAAGGCGCUUUUAUGUAACCAUUUCAGGCGGGUUUCUGAUGGGAUGCUUCUGCUAUCUAGUGGUGCUCUGAUGAACUGCAAACACAACCGUCCAUUUAGGGAGAGAGAGAAGACACAAGAUGGUUGAAGUCUGAAUGUCAGAACAACAGAUGCUUUAUUGAACCCACAGGACAGUGUUUUCAGACAGUCACUUACUGUAAGACUUCUUUUAAGGGCAGAUACUGCAGGUUUUAAAUGAAAUUAAACUUACAUUAAUGCAUUUAAAAUAUUUGUAAUAUAUGCAAUGCAAAUUAGGGAUUAUUGUGUUAUUUAAUAUGUAGAUUCGUAUAUUAAGUGAUAUAGGCCCCCAAAUAAAUGUCGCUUUUGAGUCAAAAGCUUAUUUAAAAUAUAAAAAAAAAAGAGAUCUGUAUGUAAUAUGUAAAUGUAUGUUUGUAACGACAUUAUGUAUUUAAAUGAAAACAUUUUUAAGAAAUAAAAGGGCUAAGAAAAAUUAUUUUAAAAAGACAAUUGCCAUUAGCUGCAAUAUUUAAAAGCUUGGUUUUCUAUGUCUUUUAUGAAACGUGAGAUUUAAACACUAUAAAAAAUGGAAAGUGGCAACUAUUACCCUUUUUUCUGUGCAAUAUGAUUGAUGUUUACAAUAUGAACAAACUUUUGAUUUAGGAAAAUGGCCUUUGUAUGAUGAUAUUUAAUUCUGUAAUAGGUGAAUGUGAUUUAAAAAAUAUGUAUAAAAAUAUUUUUAAUUAAAAUUUUAAUUUCAAUUUU
This is a messenger RNA of Onychostoma macrolepis, 5588 nucleotides long. It is a transcript of the gene atp10b, whose product is annotated as ATPase phospholipid transporting 10B. Bases 51 to 3989 code for a protein of 1312 amino acids. The record is from RefSeq and is a predicted model, not a curated record. NCBI's taxonomy places the organism in Eukaryota, Metazoa, Chordata, Actinopteri, Cypriniformes, Cyprinidae. Gene Ontology annotation, molecular function: magnesium ion binding; ATP binding; ATPase-coupled intramembrane lipid carrier activity. The transcript is spliced from 22 exons. Gene Ontology annotation, cellular component: plasma membrane. Gene Ontology annotation, biological process: phospholipid translocation.